Messenger RNA from Lolium rigidum, 1048 nucleotides. RefSeq lists its product as uncharacterized. The transcript is spliced from 5 exons. The record is from RefSeq and is a predicted model, not a curated record. Lineage: Eukaryota; Viridiplantae; Streptophyta; Magnoliopsida; Poales; Poaceae. Gene Ontology annotation, molecular function: serine-type endopeptidase activity. The coding region runs from base 233 to 853 and encodes 206 amino acids.
GACGAAGAAGAACCCUAGCAUCCCCUCCACCAUCUCUCUCACUCUCGCCGUCGCUUCCUGCUCCUCCGGCCGCCGUCCCCGGCCCAUCCCCCAAGGAUUUCGAUCGGGAGCAGAAGCCAACCACCGUUCACCUGAACCUAGCAGGAGGAUUCCUCCAAGUCGAGAGGGGAUCAGUGCAGACGGACGAGGAGGAGGAGCUAGGCCUCAAGAAGGGCGAAGAGAGAGAGAGAGGAUGGUUUCGCUGUCGACGUGGUUCCGCUACGCCGCCCACAAGUUCGAGUACUCCAUCUCCCUCUCAUGGAAGAAGUACAACGUCGGCCAGAUCAACAGCACCGAGCUGAGCGACGCUAUCUUGAAGAGCUUCUUCAAGGGGAAGCUCACCUUCCCGCACUGGACCAAAGGGGGUGAGGCCAUGGCACCCGUUGUUAACCCCACCGGAGGAACUGUGCUCGUCAGGAAGCUCGCCACUUUAUCCCCCAAAGAAGUCUUUGUUGGGGACAUCGUCUUGUUGAAGGACCCGGAGAAAUCUGAUGAUUUAAUUGUUCGACGCCUGGCUGCUGUGGAAGGCUAUGAGAUUGUCUCUACUGACGAGAAGGACGAACCCUUUGUACUGGACAAGGAUCAAUGCUGGGUUGUGGCAGACAACCAAGCACUAAAGGCAAAGGAAGCUAGGGACAGCCGCUUAUUUGGGCCUGUCCCUAUGACUGAUAUUGUUGGCAGGGUGAUAUACUCUUUAAGAACAGCCGUUGAUCAUGGCCCAGUGGACAACAGCCGCGUAGCCAUGUUCCAGGAUUCACCGGUUUUGGCGGUAGAGCUCGAUGUGGAAGAGAUGGCGAAGAACAAUAAGAUGUAGAUAACGACAUCAUGUGGUGUACCAUUUCCCACUUACGUGGAUUCUGUUAUUUGAAAUCAUUAGUUGUUUUGAGUAGAACCUGCUGUUCGCUUGCGAUCUGGAAGAGAUGGAUCAAUGUUAUCCGCUGUUUGCUUGUGAUCUGGAGGAGUCAAUAAUAUUUCAUCACAAGAAAUAAGCAUUAUAUGUUUUGUUGAA